This is a messenger RNA of Egretta garzetta (little egret), 5680 nucleotides long. It is a transcript of the gene ZNF518A, whose product is annotated as zinc finger protein 518A. Gene Ontology annotation, cellular component: nucleus. NCBI's taxonomy places the organism in Eukaryota, Metazoa, Chordata, Aves, Pelecaniformes, Ardeidae. The transcript is spliced from 2 exons. Gene Ontology annotation, molecular function: DNA-binding transcription factor activity, RNA polymerase II-specific; RNA polymerase II transcription regulatory region sequence-specific DNA binding. The coding region runs from base 230 to 4882 and encodes 1550 amino acids. Gene Ontology annotation, biological process: regulation of transcription by RNA polymerase II. The record is from RefSeq and is a predicted model, not a curated record.
UUCCUCCUGACUGUGGCCUUUUCUGAGUCUUGCAUAUUUACCUCUUCUGUGUGUGUGGAAAAAUGUUAAAAAGGCUGUUGAAGAAAUCGAAGUCAAGUCUUUCCUUAAUGUGAGAAUAAAAUGGGGAAGUUCUAGAACCUUGAGAAUAACUUGGCGCGGCAGUCUUGUUUGCUACAGGAACUAAGACUAGUCUCAAGAAUUCACUUAAAGAAAAAGAAAGCCUAAAAUCAUGCCAUCUGAAACGGAAGAGUUUUUUCCUGGUAAAAAGCAAAUUAAUUUGUUAAAACACAAUGCGGCAAAGAAUUUUUCUACAGAUACUACUUUGGAAAAAGCACUGGGGAAUGAUCCUUUAAGUAUGAUGACUCAACCAGCAAUUUUAGAUGUCAAUCUCUCUUACAAACUAAAAAAUGUGAAAAUUGAUUUACCCAAGGUGGACAUUCCAAAUGAAGUAUUAAUGAAACAUGAAGUUGAUAGAUUUAGAAAACUCUUUCAGUGUAAACAGCAAACUGCGAGGAAGUCCUUAAGUCUAGAGAAAAUAAACGGAAGCAAUCCCAAUUGUUCAGAAGGAAGCCACUUGCAAAAUAAACCAGAAGUGCAAUUUGAAGAAGGGUUGAAAACUACAGCAAAGAUACUGAAUUUCACUUGUACGAAGUGCAAGGAUAACAUUAGAUACAGCCCAAAUGAUCUACAGAAGCAUUUUCAGCUGUUACACUAUGGCGAGUUGCCUUUGUAUCCUUGUGAGAUGUGUAACUUCUCAGCUAAUGACUUUCAGUCAUUUAAACAGCAUAGACGCACCCAUCGCAGCACUUUAGUAAAAUGUGAGCUCUGUAAUGAUGAGCAUAUGUACACUUUGUUGGAUUUGACAAAACACUUCACAUCAAAGCAUUGUGUAAAUGGUCACUUUCAAUGUGAAAAAUGCGGGUUUUCUACCCAGGAUGUGGGCACAUUUGUUCAGCACAUUCACAGACAUAAUGAGAUUCCAUACAAAUGUGGAAAAUGCCAUCACGUAAGCUUUACAACAGAGGAGUUCCAGAAACAUCAUCUUGUUCAUACCAGUAUGUUUCCUUUUGGUUGUCAAUAUUGUAGUUACAGAACACCGCGGAAAGAUUAUCUUUUAAAACACAUCAUAGCUUUGCAUAGAGACCACUUAUAUGCAAAAGAAAAACUGGAAAGGGAUCAAUGUGAAAAAAGAAUAGUGAAGACUCCAGCAGGACUGAAGCUUGUGUUAAGAAGGUAUAAAAUGGGAGCAUCGAAAAAAGCACUCUGGAGACGGAAAAAAAUAAGCGGUGGAAGUGACAGAACUGGAGAAGAACAUGCACAAGUGCUAAGAAGUGUAAAUAAAAUACAAACAAAAUCUGAGGAGCUGAACCAGUGUAUGAGAGACGUGGAAGCAAGUGAAGAAAAAAAUCAAAUUACAUAUACAGAAAAGCAUAAUGUCAUGGGUGGAAUGCUCUCUGCUACUACCGCACAAUACAAUAAAGCAGAUGAUGGAACAAGUUACAGCCUGGGAUUAUUGAAAAAUGCUGUUCAUGGGCCAACGGUAUUGAUGGUCAAAAACAAUAAAAUAUCUGUCCCAGCAAAUUACAGUGCUAAAUUUAUGGGUUUUAAAAUGGUAGAUGGAAACCAACAUAUUGUUAUAAAAUUAUUACCUACAAGUAAGCAAAACUUGCAUUCGUUGGGUCAGAAAGCUGAUCCUGUUAAGGAUGGUUCUACAACUCCUUUGCUACAGACUGCUGAUCCCUGUGGCAUGUCUUCAGGUGCUAUUCCACAUGUAGCUGAUCAGUUAACCUUAAAGAACAAUUGUGUUCACCCAUUAACCUCCCCUCCAUUUUCUUGCUCUGCUCCUCAUUCAGGAAAAACAAAAGUGGAAAAACAAAAUAACUCCUUAUUGUAUGGUAGGAGUGUAUCUCAAACUGUAGCACCUUCUAAUGUAGCUGUAGGAAAAAGUUUGAAUUAUUUGCCAAUGAAGUUGGGCUCAACUGUACCUCCAUGUGAUGAGGUGACAAAAGUUGGAACUCGAAGUAAUUUGUCGUGGGGAAGCUAUAGUCCUCCAAGUCAUCCUCAGGUAUUACCACCCACUAUUACAAAUACACUUCACUAUGACCCUAUGAAAAUGCCCUUCUUUCCUGAACUGAAAAUACAAAAUGGUGGCCUCAGUAAUAGUAAUGGAACUAAUAACCUCUAUUAUUCAACUUCAGUGGAUUCUUCUAAUGAAGGGUUGCUGUCUUUUCAUAACUAUUCCAAAAUGGACACUUCGGAUAAUCCAUGUAGCAUUUGGAUGUCAACAGAUGACAGAUAUAAAGAAUUUUUGUCUAGUAAAACAGUUCCUUUUCAAAACAAUAGAAGAACUGAAUCUGCAUCUUCGUAUUCGGAGUCGAUGAAAGGUGUAAAACCAGAGAGAGUGGUAUCAGCCCAAUCAAAUAUUAAUAAAACAUACGGACACGCAAACGCUAAGAAUAACUUUGUGUCUUCUAAAAGCCAAUCUAAAUGUAUUGUUGACAGCGAGUGUUUUAUGGAGGACCAGCAUAAUGGCCAGCAGUAUUUGAACGCCAACGUGUAUCCAGGGUUUGAGAAUGUAGCUGAGAAAUUCCAAGAAAAUGCCUCCGAUUGUGUUAACUCUGUCUUAAUGCCUAAAAUCACAUCUGUUUUCUCAUUGCAGAGUGAACAGGCAGCUAAUUAUUUAUCACCUGAAAUAAACCAGUUACUGCAAGAUGUGUUAAAAGUGAAAGCAACUACUCAGCAAGAAUCCCACAGCAAGUCAAAUAACUGUGUAAAACUUCAUUCUGACAAGCUGCUUUCUAGUCACGAGACAGGGAAUAAUGCCUUUACGCAUUUAAAAAGCUCGGCAACUGCAUGUGGUUUUCAGAGGCCUCCUACUAAUGUAGGCUUUCAUUUAUGUAAGAGAGAGUUGAACACAAGAUGUAGCACAAAUGAAGGCACGCAUUGUGGGCAAGACAGACAGUCACCCAGAACACCAUUGGAUUCACAGGGAAUGGAUAGAUUCUCCAGAACUCCAGGUGUUAAUACGUUGCUAAAAACUCAUAGAGAUGCAAUCGUAACGCAGCAGUUAGUAAAAGAUAAAAUACUUUCUACUACUCAAAACCCUAGUAGCUUUUCACCAGUUCUUCAGGAGCAGAAGAAAACCCUUUUAGUUCAGUCCCCUCCAUCAGGUUUUUUUGUUCCUUUGCACCUUGCUAACCAGCCCGGGCUACAGGUGGUUUCAGGAAAAUCUCUUCCGUCAACCAGUUCGCCAGAUGGGCAUGUGACUAAAGGUGUACCUGCAUCCUUUGUUUUAAAUAAAGGACCUGGAAUGAUUUUGACUUUUAGUGGGGCAAUUGGAACAGUUGCAAAUGUCCCUAGUGAUAGUUCUCAGGUUUUAGGGAGAGUUGCAUCCAGAGAAUGUGGUAAAAUAACCAUACCAGUGUCAAAGGUGGAGGGGAAGAAUGACGGUUUCGGAAGAGUAAGAAGUUCCUGUAAUAGGAGAGCAUGUAGUAUGGCAAAUGACUCCUUGAAUAGCAUGUCAUUCAAAGGACCUCUAGUAAUUACAAACUCAUCGGAGUCACCUGUGAAAGGAAUGUCUUCUGUGAAGGUGUUAUCAGAGCAUCAGGAUGCAGUCUUUGGUUCCUUGGAGUCAGUAAACCAACAAGAAAUUAAACAGAAACAUGUUUAUGCACUUUUGCCUGACGGACAGCAGGCAGUUUUUCUGAAAUGUAUGACACCAAACAAGCCUGUAGUUCAUAAACAUAGUGUUUUUCAGGAUAAUGCUCAUUAUCAAAAUUGUCCACCAAAGAAAACUGGAGCCAUGCAACAAAAGCUUUUGCUGAAAAUUAAGACUUCUACUUCAGAUACACUGGCUGAUACCACUCAGUCAGUAAGCAACUCAGUGCCCUCGCUACAGCUGGAUAACUUGCAGUCCCUUACUCCUGCACUAGCACAGAAACAAACUAAUCUUACUUCUAAUGAUGCCUUAAUCUUACCAGGUAGGUUAAUGCCAGCAAACGCCUCUUUGGCAAGCUCUAAUCCAGCAUGUUGUGUUCCUCCUGUAGAACCUGUUUAUUCUACUAAGACUGUAGGGACACGGUUGCAAAAAGGUUCUAUUGAGAGUACGCAAGUAAUAACUGCUAACAACAGGAAUAACUUUGGUAGUCAGAAGUCCACAUGGACCACUCGAAACAGAACCGCAAAAGUAAAACCUCGUUUAAAACAAACUCGGUCUAAAAGUUCAGAAACUGUGGGUGUGCAAAGAAACAGGAAUUUCAAACGGAAAAGUAAGGAUAAUUGCCCAGAACCUCCAAGAAAGAAAGUAAUAUUGCACAGAAAGUGUAAGGAAAAGAAUCGAGCUGAAGUUGUUAGAGAAUCAGGUGGUGCUUACAAACCGAGGGCGUCAAAAGAAACUGUGAGGACUUUGAAAUUACUUCCUUUUAAUUCUAAACAGCUUGUAAAAUGCCCUCGGAGAAAUCAACCGGUUGUUGUGCUUAACCAUCCUGAUGCAGAUGUUCCAGAAGUUGUAAAUGUAAUGAAAACCAUUGCUAAAUUUAAGGGACAUGUUCUUAAGGUUUCAUUGUCAAAAAGAACUAUUGAAGCGCUUCUGCAGCCAGCCUUCUGCAAUCCGUUGGACGUAACUACUGAUGAUCUUUCUCAAAAGAGGCACAGGACAAUAAAACCUAUUAGCCCUGUAAAAGAAAGAUUUGUCUUAAAAUUGACACUGAAAAAGACUAGCAAAAACAAUUAUCAGAUUGUGAAAACUACCUCUGAUAAUACCUUGAAGGCUAAGUUUAGCUGCUGGUUUUGUGGUAGAAUAUUUGACAAUCAGGAUAAUUGGGUAGGACAUGGACAGAGGCAUCUGAUGGAGGCUACUCGAGAUUGGAAUUCGUUAACGUAAUGAUGACCAGUGAAGAAAAUAAAAUUCAAAUAUCAUACAUGACAGUUUUUUAAAAAGAGAAUCAAUUGAAUUAGGAUACACACGCAAGUAAUUUUGUAUUUCAGUAUUGUAACUGAAGUUUAAAAAUUAUGCAAAGUGCUUGUAUUUUAAAAUGGAAGAGCAGAUUCUCUAUUGCCAUCAAGCUUUGAGACAGAUCGAGGAGCUUUGUGGUUUGGAUCACUUGUAACUAACUGCAAAUACAAUUCCAUAGAAAUAUAUAUUAUUUUUUGUUACUACUAUCAUGUCCUAUAUUUUUAUUCUAUAGAAGAGUCUUCAGGGCUUUUGUUCUGUACAUAUUUAAAAAAAACCUAAACAUGUAAAUAUUUUUAUACUUUUCAGUUAUUUGGUAUAAUUCUUGCACAGAAAUUAUCCCUCCCCUCAUUUUUCAGUUCUGUGCAUGCACUACUAAAACCAAUUUUUAAAAUUUUUUCAACUACACACAGCUGUUAUCCUGGGAUUUUUGUUGUUUUCACUUGUUAGCUCUUGAUUUUGUUUUUCAGGGAUUGAACACUAUUGUUAGCAAGUGCCUAAAAGAUGUGAAGCAGUUUACAUUAUGUCAACUGUGUAACCAUAGGUCCAGAUAGGGCCAUUUCCCCAAUAGUUUCAUUUAAACAAAGCCAUAUGUGAAUGCUUUAAGCUAUAUUGCUAUGCACAUGACACUUGUACUAUUUCUGUGCAGUUUGUCUACUUUCUUAGUGAAGUAUUUUUCAUAUAAAUUAAUAAAAAGUUACAAUUGUGUUAAUAAACGGUGAGCCUGAG